AUGGCAGAUGUGAGUGCUUCUGGCAGCACCACCCAUGAGCAAGUCCAAGCGGUUACAACCUUAAGGAGUGGAAGGACAGUCGAUAAUCAGGUUAGGCAGAAGGACACUGAAGAAGAUGAAUCCCGAUCAAAUCCAAAGAUACCCUUUGAGAAUCCAAAAGAUAAGUUGAAAACCACUCCCGAGAUACCUUAUGAGCCUAGAGCUCCAUUCCCUGAACGUCUCAAGGAGCCUCCUAGUGUUGUGAAGCAAGGAGAAAGAUAUCAAGAAAUUAUGGAUGUUUUUAAAAAGGAUCCGGGUGCUCCCACUAUUUCUUGUGUUAUUGGAGACUAUACCAUUGACAAGGCACUCAUUGAUUUAGGCGCAAGUGUUAAUUUGUUAUCUUACUCGGUCUAUGAGCAAUUAGGACUAGGAGAGUUGAAGCUAACGACGGUUGUCUUACAACUUGCAGACAGAUCUGUAAAGAAACCUCGUGGUAUAAUUGAAGAUGUACUCAUUAGAGUGGAUAGGUUUUACUUCCCAGCAGACUUCAUUGUUCUUGAUACAGAACCUGUCCCAGACCCCGCAAGGCUUAUCCCAGUCAUCCUUGGACUCCAUUUCUUAGCUACGGCUAAUGCAUGCAUAAAUUGCAAGACCGGAGAGAUGGAUAUAACCUUUGGGAACAUGAAAGUAAAGCUGAACAUUUUCAAGGCUUUUCAUAAUUCGUCGGAUACUAAUGAGUGUUUCUUAUUAGACAUGAUUGAAGACACACUCCCCCACCUUUUGAUUAAAGAUCCAUUGGAGGCUUGCUUGUCUCACUUUGAUAUUGAGCAUUAUGUUGGCGAAGCCAAUUCAUUACUUGACACUGCGGCUGCAAUAGACUUUCCUCAUUGGAAAGUACCAAAUGAGCCAUUACCUAGCACGUCAGGCAUCCCUCCUAUUCAUUCUCUAAUCUCCCCACCAAAACUUUAG
This is a messenger RNA of Alnus glutinosa, 948 nucleotides long. RefSeq lists its product as uncharacterized. Lineage: Eukaryota; Viridiplantae; Streptophyta; Magnoliopsida; Fagales; Betulaceae. The record is from RefSeq and is a predicted model, not a curated record. The coding region runs from base 1 to 948 and encodes 315 amino acids. The transcript is spliced from 2 exons.